CAGUUGCAGGUGUCACUCACUAGUAGAGUCUCCUGGUGCCUUGUAAAGUCAUUCAGUACACCAUUUUAAAGAGUUUUAUCUACUUUACUUAUACUGAAAAUCGCUGGCUAUUAUUAUACAUGCCAAACCCGACGAAAAUAUCAUGUUCUAAACACAAUUACAAACACACCCGUUAACACUUGGUCAGUCAGGGUUGGCGACCACAGUCCUCUACUCUAAACGUUCCCGGGCUGUUUUAUACCAAUCCUCUUAGGCUUUAUGUCUCUCUGGGGACCCGGUUUUUAAUUUCAAUCAUCCAUCCCAGUCUUUGUCUUCCCCUGGUCCUCCUACCCUAAACUUGGACCAUUAAUAUUUCUGUUAUUAACCCCUCAUCCCUACAAAGAUACAAACACCCUGUCUACAGUUGCUGCAAACAAUAAUAAACAUCUGAUAAAUACAACAGUUUAAAAAAUAUCAGACUUAUAAACAAACCCUCUACUGCCCCUGAGGAACUGUGAGUCCAUCAUGAUAGAAACAUGGCAGUUACUGGUGGUAGUAAUGGUGCUGUUAGGGACGUCGUGUGGACUGCCUUCCCUCACUCCGGAGGAGAUCCGCAGCUUACAGGUGCCCAAGCCAGUGUCUUACUCUGGGUAUAAACUGUUCCGCACCGACGUGGGUCUGGUCGACUUACCCGUCGUGGAUUCUCUCGAUAAUUCGGACGGUAUUGACUUAUGGUCACUACGCAAGAAAAACCCAGAAUACGAGAUUGAUCUCCUCACACCCCCAGACGCCGAGCAAAAGGUGCGUGGGGUGUUCAACGAAUACAACCUGACGUACCAGGAGGUGAUCGGGGACCUGCAGAGAGCCAUCAACCUUGAGCUCAGCGAGGACGAUGCAUUCUUAUGGAACCGUCCAGCUCACCCCAUGACCUGGGAGAAGUACCACUCUGUACAAGACAUGUACCAGUAUAUUGACUACCUGGAGGCACAGUACUCACACCUUGUCACCACUGAGGAAAUUGGUUUGUCCUAUGAGAACCGGAGCCUUCGUGUGGUGAAGAUAUCUACUGGACCCAACAAACCUGCUAUCUGGAUUGAUGGAGGACUUCAUGCUCGUGAGUGGGUCUCUCCUGCCACUGUCAUGUAUAUCCUCCAUCACUUAACUGAGUUCAGCUGGGAGGAACCAGACCUUGUCAGUAACUUUGACUGGUACAUUAUGCCUAUGGCCAACCCUGAUGGAUAUGAAUACUCCCGACUCCACGACCGACUCUGGCGCAAAACCCGCUCUGUCAACCCUGAGUCACCAAAUUGUGUUGGGGUGGACGCAAACAGGAACUUUGGCUUCAAGUGGUCAAUGGGCGGUUCCUCCCAAAAUCCCUGCAGUUCUACCUAUGCUGGACCAAAGCCUUUCUCUGAACCUGAGACAAGAGCCAUCAGAGAUUUUAUCCUAAGUCGCAAGGACCAGCUAAAGGUGUUUGUGACUAUCCACGCCUACUCCCAAAUGUGGAUGUUGCCUUGGUCCUACACGCUUGAGGUCUCACCCCAAUACCAAGAUAUGUAUGAUGUUGCAAAACUCGCUUUAGAUGGAUUAAAGACUGUCAACGGAACAGAAUAUUCUCUUGGUCAAGUCACAGACCUCUUGUACAUUGCUUCGGGAGCUUCAGGAGACUAUGCACACAGUGUUGGCAUCCCCUACAGCUACAGCCUCGAGCUUCGUGACCUGGGACAGUACGGCUUCAUACUACCUAAAGAACAAAUUGAACCUACAGGAGUCGAAACUUACCAAGGGAUAAAAGCCAUGGCUCGGGCCGUCUAUGACAAGCUCUUCCCACCCGUGCAAUUUCCUAUUAGUGUAAAUGAAGAGGCAACCGUCUCUAUAGAAUAAGCCCACUGAGCAUUUUACCGCAUCACACACUCAAAUCUUCUCCAUAUUGGCACUGAAAUAAGAUAUGCAGUCCAUCAUAUAUCAUAUGCUAUCUUAUUGCUAAAUGGAGGUCAUAUUAUUUAUUACAGAACAUUGACAACAAACAUGCCAACGACAGUACAGUAUUGACACAGUAAGCAUUAAUGGCUGGGUUACCGUAUAACAAUAUAAAAAACAAUUAACAGAAUAAUAUAUCAAUUUCUGCUUCAAAUUUUUUAAAAUAAAAACCUUGCAUAAUAAUUCUUCCUCCCUAUUCGGUAAUUUAUCUCAGUUGCAAGUCAUAUGAUGAUAUUCUCAAUUACUCUGCUACCCCCCCCCAUCAUGCCCCCACUACAAUACAAAUCACCCCACGUCUGCUGCCUAACCCACAUGUAGUCUCUCUGGGUAAUAAUAACUACACCCUAUUAGGUACUCAUAUUUGGCCAGGGCUUAAUUCUUGUUUAGUGAUAGCUUACAUUGCACACAUCAUUACUGACACUACAGAAUUUCCCUAUCAACUGAACACUUUACUUCACCUAUAUCUAUAUUAUUUCUCAACAAUAUCAUCACUAAGUUAUUCUAUUUAUAAUAUUUACCAUUUAAUUUAUAAUUGGUUAUUUAUCUUAUUUAUUUAUAAUAAUAGGAAACAAUAAAUGUUUAUUACAGUAUUUUGCCAAUAUUUAACUACACAGUAUAUAAGAGUUCUUACCAGGGUGGUAGAACGUCACCUGUGAACUAUGUGAGAAUUAAAAUAAACAACAAGUCAAUGAAACCGUGGUGUAAUCUGAAUUUUUAUUUAUAAACAUUACAUGAAAUACAGACUUAAGUAUGGCAUACAGUAUCACAUUUAUCAAUAAUCAUCAACAACUCCUUCCCCAAGAACUGAUCUCUCUCACUGUUACCCAAGACUGGUACUGAACAUAACCUAACCACCUUGUACUAAAUAAGAUGUUACAACUUCAAUGGAGAUGUUACUCCACAUCAACACAAGUUCAAUGAUAAAACCGACAUCAACAAGACAGGGAAGAUGAAGGAGUAAAUGUUUAGGAAUAAUUAAAAAUAAAUAAAAAAAGUAAAUUUACACUACAAUGAUGAAUAAACCACACUGGUGAUUUUACAUUAGCUUUGCACUACAAGAAUCUUCUGUAACAAUAAAAUGUGAUAAUGAUUAUUGCAACUCCUGAAUAUGCAAUGUCUCUCAAUCUCAUAUUUACUAUCACUUGAACAUUCCAUUAUAAACAUAGAUCAAUUUCUUUCAAUGGAGAACUGCUGGCAUCUUCUCCACUCAAGUAUUUUAUGUUCAACAAUUCUGAAGCAUUUUCAUAAAGUCACUCAGGACUUUCUUUUAUACCCACAGGACAUUCCAUCGUCAUAAUCAAAAUACAUACAGCCAUCAGACCUAACCCACAGAACACAAGUUACUUCACACUCAAGAACUAAUGCCCAAAUAUCGUGCUCCAAACAGACACUAUAAUAAGCAGUAGCCAUACAAGUCACAUACAUCAAAAUAUAUAAACGUAUAUUCUCAACUCACCAAGCAUUAACCUACACAUAAUUAGCGUCCUUAUUCAAGCAACUAUACACAAGACAAAUUAAAAAGAUUACAAUACAGUACACAAGGAACUGAUAAGUUGUUUCUUAUACUUACUGUACCUAACACUAGUAAUGAAGCCUUAUGUAGUAGUCAACAAUCCAUGCAAAGCAUUUCUUAGUACUGUACUUGUACAUUCAUUCCAAAAAUGUAUCUUUGCAAUUUUGUGGGACGAAAUAUUAUGAUUUAAUGGACGAAGGCUUUUGACAACCUUGCCGAGACAACGGGAGUUGCAUGUUCCUUUUGAAAUUCAUCGGACUGAUCCCUCCGUAAAGAUACCUUCGGAGCGAGUGUACAUCCAUUAUACAGUAGUGUUUUCCACAUACAGUUUCUAUUGACUGGUAUGAAUACUACAAUAAUACAGGUAUAAUGUCUUCAGAAAUGCACUUCAAUUUGUGACCUACCUAUUACCCAAUGACAUUUUAUGUCAAUUUGCAAAUUUACACAAAUUCUGUUUUAUACAGUAUAGUAAUUUGGAAAUUGUAAUGAUUUCUCUAUCAAGUGGGUUGGCAUUUUCUAUUACUGAAAGGUAUGAGAAAUUCUUUUCCCAGAAGGUUAAACUGACCAGGCAGAACAAGACCAAACUAGACCUGUACACUAGCACUCUCCAUUACUAAUAAAAUUUACUUUUCAUACUUUAGAUGACAAUCAACUCUAUUCCUUUGUCACAAUAUCCUUAGGAAUAUUUUAAUUGUUUCUUCUCACUUCAUAUAAUUAACCACAACUGAACUUCUACGAGUUCUCAAUCAGGUCAGAAAUUAGGGCAAGUUUUUCAAUGACCUUUAUCCCUGGAUGACUUCACAACUAAUAUCUCUGUUGGUUGUAAUAAUUUUCAUGUCA
Molecule: messenger RNA, 4312 nt
Organism: Homarus americanus (American lobster)
Lineage: Eukaryota; Metazoa; Arthropoda; Malacostraca; Decapoda; Nephropidae
Product: carboxypeptidase B-like
Exons: 8
Coding region: 505-1863 (452 amino acids)
Biological process (GO): proteolysis
Molecular function (GO): zinc ion binding; metallocarboxypeptidase activity
Source: RefSeq, a predicted model, not a curated record